AUGGUGUCCGCCGACGAGAUCCUUUCUAUCGUUGCCUGCAUCCUCUUCUGCGUCAUCCUGAUCCAGUUCGCGUUCCGAUACAUGAAAUCACAUUGGGGUAUUUACCACUACAUCAUGAUCUUCAUCAUCCUCCGCAUCGUCGCCUACGGUAUCCGCGCCUAUCUCGAUUCGGGAGCCAUAGAACCCACGGACAAGAGCUACCUCAAUUUGGCCAUUACAGAGAUGGUCCUGCUCUCGAUCGGUGUCGUCUUUGUCAUGAAGCUCAUGGUCCAACUCUAUCAGUGCAUCCUUCCCAAACUACGUGCCCAGACCGGCCAAGGCCCCGACCUCUUUGAAAGAUGUCUAGUCGAGCGCACUCGGUUCUUCCUCUUGCCCUUAGUCAUACUGGUCGUUGUCGGUGCGAUCCAGUCGACGCCUGAUCACUCCCAGUCCGAUCAAGACCUGGGCUUGGUCCUCCGCAAAAUCGGCGUCUCACUCUUGACGGUGCUGGGAUUCUGGUAUGAGUUCGCCGCAUAUACUUACCGGAACCGUUAUCCAGGCAACCGCCGCGCGUUCACAAUUGCACUUCUAGCCACGACUGUGUUUGACAUCACCUUGGUCUACAAGCUGAUCUACACGUUCUUUCCGGAGGCACAAAAGACAACCGGUGUUUUCUUUGUCUUCUCACCCUUGCUCGAAUUGAUCGGAUUGUGUAUCCUAUCGGUCGAUUUGCAGGCCUACUUCUUGGGACAUCCGUUUGUUGAUGAGUUGGAGUUCCAGCCCACGGCAGCUAACGGGUAUUACCAGCCUCAGCCUGCUGGGUAUCAGCAGCCACAGCCACAGCCACAGCCACAGCCACAGCCACAGCCACAGGGUCCUGCUCCUAGAUACUAUUAA
Molecule: messenger RNA, 876 nt
Organism: Gamsiella multidivaricata
Lineage: Eukaryota; Fungi; Mortierellomycota; Mortierellomycetes; Mortierellales; Mortierellaceae
Exons: 1
Coding region: 1-876 (291 amino acids)
Source: RefSeq, a predicted model, not a curated record